Molecule: messenger RNA, 2985 nt
Organism: Piliocolobus tephrosceles (Ugandan red Colobus)
Lineage: Eukaryota; Metazoa; Chordata; Mammalia; Primates; Cercopithecidae
Gene: SPOP
Product: speckle type BTB/POZ protein
Exons: 11
Coding region: 347-1471 (374 amino acids)
Molecular function (GO): protein binding
Source: RefSeq, a predicted model, not a curated record
GGGGAGGAGGCCGCGCGGGGUGGGGCUCGGCGGUACGCGCUGGCUGCGUCGACGUGCUGACGCCAUGACGCCCCGGCCGGUGUGUGUCGGUGUGUGUGUGUGUGUGAGUGUGCGCGCUCCGAGUGUGUGUGUAUUUGUGUAUCGGCGGUCCCGCAGGUCCCGGAUGUUGCGGACAGUAUGAGGCGAGCUCAGGGGGACGGGGACCAGCAGCUGUCGCCGCCGCUCUCAGAGAUUUCCUGUUAGACAAGACAAAUUAGAGUUUUCCUACUGACUUAACUUGGGUGAAGAGGGAACAGAAAUCUUUGCUCCCUGACUUUGGAAAUCUCGUUUAACCUUCAAACUGGCGAUGUCAAGGGUUCCAAGUCCUCCACCUCCGGCAGAAAUGUCGAGUGGCCCCGUAGCUGAGAGUUGGUGCUACACACAGAUCAAGGUAGUGAAAUUCUCCUACAUGUGGACCAUCAAUAACUUUAGCUUUUGCCGGGAGGAAAUGGGUGAAGUCAUUAAAAGUUCUACCUUUUCAUCAGGAGCCAAUGAUAAACUGAAAUGGUGUUUGCGAGUAAACCCCAAAGGGCUAGAUGAAGAAAGCAAAGAUUACCUGUCACUUUACCUGUUACUGGUCAGCUGUCCAAAGAGUGAAGUUCGGGCAAAAUUCAAAUUCUCCAUCCUGAAUGCCAAGGGAGAAGAAACCAAAGCUAUGGAGAGUCAACGGGCAUAUAGGUUUGUGCAAGGCAAAGACUGGGGAUUCAAGAAAUUCAUCCGUAGAGAUUUUCUUUUGGAUGAGGCCAACGGGCUUCUCCCUGAUGACAAGCUUACCCUCUUCUGCGAGGUGAGUGUUGUGCAAGAUUCUGUCAACAUUUCUGGCCAGAAUACCAUGAACAUGGUAAAGGUUCCUGAGUGCCGGUUGGCAGAUGAGUUAGGAGGACUGUGGGAGAAUUCCCGGUUCACAGACUGCUGCUUGUGUGUUGCUGGCCAGGAAUUCCAGGCUCACAAAGCUAUCUUAGCAGCUCGUUCUCCGGUUUUUAGUGCCAUGUUUGAACAUGAAAUGGAAGAGAGCAAAAAGAAUCGAGUGGAAAUCAAUGAUGUGGAGCCUGAAGUUUUUAAGGAAAUGAUGUGCUUCAUAUACACAGGGAAGGCUCCAAACCUCGACAAAAUGGCUGAUGAUUUGUUGGCAGCUGCUGACAAGUAUGCCCUGGAGCGUUUAAAGGUCAUGUGUGAGGAUGCCCUCUGCAGUAACCUGUCCGUGGAGAAUGCUGCAGAAAUUCUCAUCCUGGCUGACCUCCACAGCGCAGAUCAGUUGAAAACUCAGGCAGUGGAUUUCAUCAACUAUCAUGCUUCGGAUGUCUUGGAGACCUCUGGGUGGAAGUCAAUGGUGGUGUCACAUCCCCACUUGGUGGCUGAGGCAUACCGCUCUCUGGCUUCAGCACAGUGCCCUUUUCUGGGACCCCCACGCAAACGCCUGAAGCAAUCCUAAGAUCCUGCUUGUUGUAAGACUCCGUUUAAUUUCCAGAAGCAGCAGCCACUGUUGCUGCCACUGACCACCAGGUAGACAGCGCAAUCUGUGGAGCUUUUACUCUGUUGUGAGGGGAAGAGACUGCAUUGUGGCCCCAGACUUUUAAAACAGCACUAAAUAACUUGGGGGAAACGGGGGGAGGGAAGGGCCCAGGACUUGGGGCUAUUCAACCUAAUGAAAACCCUGUUGCUGCGUCACUGUGUUCCCUUUGGCCUGGCCGAGUCUGAUACUGUGGGGAUUCAGUUUAGGUGCUGGCCUGAGGACAUCCCAGCGGUGGUACUUCGGAGAAACCUGUCUGCAUCUGACUGAGCAGAAUAAAUCGUCAGGUGCCUGGAGCAAAAAGAAAAAAAAAAGAAAGGACAUUGAGUUUUAACAGAAGGGAAAAGGAAAGAAGAAAAGAUUUUUGCAGAAUUUCUCAAAAAUCAGUUUGUGGAUUCCAGUAGUAUUUAUAUUGAGAGAAACAAAUUUUAGUCCUUCCAACUGUGCUAAAACUUGGAUAUUUGUGAAAACUCACCACCAUACAAGCAUCAGAAGAGCUCUCUUGUCGUUAGCACUUACUGUUUGCAAGAACAGAAUGCAUCCUUUUAUCCUUUUAUGAAAAAUGACAAGUGAAGGCAAAAGGGGAAGGUUAUUUGAUCUGGAAGAUGAGUGUUCUGAUGUGGUGGCUUUUGCAAAAAUCUUUAUUGGUGUUGAAAACUGGAAAAAAAUAAUUCAUCCAGAAUUCAUACUGUCUUGACAAGAACUAUGGUUCUCUGUUUUUAGAUAUUGUGGAAAAUGUUUUUGGGCAUUUUUCUCUGAUUUUAUUUCUUCUCCCCCGCCCCUUUUUCUAAAAAACAAACAAACAAACAAAAAACACACAAAACAAAAACAGAACAAAAGAAGAGAAGAGAGAAGGAAAUUUUAUUAAUUAAAGAUGCUGUGUGAUAAAAUCCCAGCCCAGAUUGCUCAGCUGUUUGUACCUGACUUGCCGCCUGCAUAGGAGCCAGUUCUGUUCCUUCUGACUAGCCCCUCUUCCUCCAGGGGAGAACUUCCAAAUGUUAAUUUUUUCUUUUUGAAAAUAUAAAUAAUUACUAUUUUGUACUGUGUGGUAUCUCUGGUCUUUUGUUUCACUCACCUGCUUUGUCUCUUGGGUCUGAGUCCCUUGCUUAAGGGAUUUUGAAGUCCUAGUUUUCAGCUUGCAGACAUUAUGUUUGAAAUGUCUAAUGAGCCGUAGGGAUUUGUUGAGACUCCGUAAUUUCAAGUUUUCUUUGUGAGCUAUCAGCAUCUGCCAGUCUCUUGUCCUCCCUGAGUAUCUCACAGUCCAUAUCCUGAUGAGGGAUCAGGCCCCUACCUCUGCCAAGGCAAGUAAUGGUAGUGGGCUUUUCUGCACCCUGUAUGUUUUAAGACCUAAUCCCCACCUCCCUUCUCCUAACUAAAUACAAAAAGAUCCAGGGGACAUAAAUGUAGAGAUUAAAUAAAGGGAAAUUAUUGUCUCU